Ilyonectria robusta is the source of this 2380-nucleotide messenger RNA. RefSeq lists its product as uncharacterized. The record is from RefSeq and is a predicted model, not a curated record. The transcript is spliced from 3 exons. NCBI's taxonomy places the organism in Eukaryota, Fungi, Ascomycota, Sordariomycetes, Hypocreales, Nectriaceae. Gene Ontology annotation, molecular function: flavin adenine dinucleotide binding; N,N-dimethylaniline monooxygenase activity; NADP binding. Bases 268 to 2046 code for a protein of 592 amino acids.
GGCAAUUAUCCCCGCAUUGCGUGAUACGGGCCGCCCCGGUUAUCGCGAUACCAAGCAAUUCGCAACGACUGACGACAAUUAUGUGCUUCGCAAUAUGCAACAUAGAUUGGCUCUCGCGUAUUAUUAAUGUCCACGGAUCCUUUGACCUGUUAUCUCGGGUUGCAUCCCGAUAUCGCACGCCAUGGGCUCUGAUGUAUAAUACCGCCAGCGAACUACAUGCGACCAGAGACCCUUUUCUCCGUGUAACCAAGCCCCUCACACCAGAAGAUGACACCAGGUGCGCUUAUUCACGAGAACGAGCCGACAAAGGCGGACGCCGGUUUGAAAGGCUCGGUUCUGAAGACGGUUCUGCCUGGACUGGAACUCGAAGACCACCCCGUCGAUGAACACGCUCCCAUCCGCGUCGUAGUCGUCGGCGCAGGCAUAAGCGGCCUCAUUGCAGGCAUUCUAUUACCCGCCAAAGUCCCCGGCCUCGAUCUUGUCAUUUACGAGAGAAACGACGACAUCGGAGGCGUCUGGCAUUCGAACGUCUACCCCGGUGUUCGGUGCGACGUCCCAGCGCACGCGUACCAGGCCACCUUUGCGCCGUCAGACUCGUGGACAGAGGCAUAUGCCACGGGUCCUGAAAUCAACGCGUACUGGAAAAAGGUGGCUAGGGACUACGACGUGCGCAAGUACAUCCGGACUGGGUGUCGCAUAGUCUCUGCUGAGUGGUCUGAGGAGAAGGGCAAAUGGCGGAUUACGAUUCAGUCCACCGACGGCGAGUUUGUAGACGAGGCCAACUUCCUCGUGACGGCUACGGGUCACUUUAGCGAUCCAAGACUGCCGGAUUAUCCUGGACUCGGCGACUUCAAAGGCCAUCUCCGCCACACGUCCAACUGGGAUCCGAACUUUGAGCCCGCGGGCAAACGCAUCGCCGUCAUCGGCAACGGCGCAUCCGGAAUCCAAGUCCUCCCCCAACUGCAAAAGGUAGCCGCACACAUCGACCACUACGCCCGCAACAAGACCUGGGUCGCCGCGCCCAUUGGCGGCGAGGACCUCGCCCAGCUCGUCGCCGACAACAUCGACCGGGCGCGAACCAGCCCCGACGAAUACCUCGCGUUCCGCAAGACGCUGGAGGCGCGGCUGUUCAGCCGCUUCGGUGGCAUCUUUAAAGAAGGCGGCAAGAACAAAGCAGCCGAAGCGGCGAUUCGGAAGCUGAUGACUGCGCGGCUGGGCGGAGACGCAGCGCUUGCGAAAGAUAUUAUUCCUGAGUUUCCGCCGAAUUGUCGUCGGUUGACGCCGGGGCCGGGAUACUUGGAAGCGUUGACGGCGGAGAAUGUGACGUAUGUGACGGACCAUAUCGCCGAGUUCACAGAGACGGGGAUUCGGACUGUUGACGGCACGCACCGCGAAGUCGACGGCAUCAUCUGCAGCACCGGCCACGACAUCACCUUCAGCACGCAAUUCCCCGUAAUCCACAACGGCAUCAACCUCCAGACCGCCUGGCGCCCCGGCGGCAGCCCCGGCUUCCCCGACACAUACCUCGGCGUCGCCGCGCCCACCGUCCCCAACUUCCUGAUGCUCCUCGGGCCCAACUCCACCGGCCCAGCAGGCACGCUCUGCCACGCGGUCGAGAACCAGGUCACGUACGUGGCCAAGGUGCUGCGCAAGGCGGCCGGGCAGGGCAUCCGCAGCAUGGCGCCCUCGGCGGCGGCGACGCGCGACUUCCGCGCGUACUGCGAGGCCUUCUUCCCGCGGACCGUCAUGAGCCACCACUGCAGCUCGUGGUACAACGGGGGGAUCAAAGGCGGGCGGAUCCACGGGUUGUGGCCGGGCAGCGGUGCGCAUGUCGAUCUGGUGAGAAAGGAGCCGCGGUGGGAGGAUUUCGAGUAUACGUACUGGAAUGCGCAGGGGAAUAGGUUUGGGUGGUUGGGAAAUGGAUGGACGACGAAGGAUGUGCUUGUGACGAAUGGCACAGAGGGUGUCGAGGUCGAUUUGACGCCGUGGUUGAGAGUAGAGGCAUUUCACAACAAGGUGGAUCUGAAGGACUAUCACGAACGGUAGUAUCUGGCAAUUAAGUAGUGUCCGAAACACAGAGUAAGUCUAAGUUCAAAGUCAUGAUACUGUCUGAUUGGUUGGGCAUGUCCACCUCUCAUCUAUCUGUAGUUGCCCGGGGGUAUUCGUGUACCGUAUCAGGUCGUCAGCCUGCAUCAAGCAUGAAAAUCGGGUAUCAUAACACAUGGUCAAGAGACGCCAUGGUCAGCCAAAAGUCUAGUUUUCCGAAGCCGUUCAAGAGCAAAAAGACAACCGUUAAAAGCCACCGCGUCGACCGCGACCUCCUCCUCGGCCGCCACGUCCUCCACCACCUCCACCUCCGCCUCCGCCACCACCGCCCCGG